Patiria miniata (bat star) is the source of this 2780-nucleotide messenger RNA. Its product is annotated as synaptotagmin-10-like. Gene Ontology annotation, molecular function: phosphatidylserine binding; clathrin binding; calcium ion binding. The transcript has 11 exons. Lineage: Eukaryota; Metazoa; Echinodermata; Asteroidea; Valvatida; Asterinidae. The record is from RefSeq and is a predicted model, not a curated record. Gene Ontology annotation, biological process: regulation of calcium ion-dependent exocytosis; calcium-ion regulated exocytosis; cellular response to calcium ion. The coding region runs from base 599 to 2380 and encodes 593 amino acids.
UUUUGGGUAAGCGUUUGUGUGGGCCAACAUAGUACAUGCACGUGUGAUGAUAGUUUGACAAAGUCUGUUGGGCCGACUCGAAAAUGGCAAAGGUGAGGACCGGGUUCGUUUGGGCUCUGUUGGGGUGCGGUUGGGAGUUCUAUGCGGUCCUCAACGGUCGCCGGGUGCGUGUUCAAUGAGGUUCCCUCUCGAUGUCGUGGAUUUUCUGACGUUUUAUUUACCAGACGACUAGUCCUGUACAAUCCCUCCUUUAUAAUUUACACUGAUGUUCACACGAAGCAAAGUCAACAUGGUGGAUAUUGUGCUGGGUAUUUGGUCGUCUCCGCCCGAACCUGGAAUUUGCAGUGAACUGAAUCAGAAAUUGAAAACAAUUUGACUGGUUUUUAUUGUUGGUAAUGUGAUGAGUUGCUAAUGCUGUUGGUAUUGCUCGGCCAUUAACUGGGAGUUUCAGAGUGAUUGGAAGUUUAUAGUCCUGUGCAGAGAAUAGGUGAAGAAGAAGAAUAGGUGAUGUUCAUGGAAGUAUUGCCGUGCGAAAUCUACAAAGAUAAGAACAGGAAGAUAACUUAUUAACGUCGUAUCAAAGGUGACGGUAUACGCCAUGGCUAUGUCUGCGGGUGGGACCGUGGUAUUGGUCCUCCUCGUCGUGCUAAUCCUCGUAGUGGCUGCGGUGCUAGUGUUCAUCAAGUGCAGGAACCAGACCCCCAAAUACAAAGCCUGGAAACCUACCAAGGAAUCGGGAGGGAACUUCAAGAAACUCGAACCCACAUCGGCAGAAACUCGACCUCGCUCCUACUCCAGCAGGAGUCCUCUAUUCGAUCGCAGGGAGACCCCCACCCGUCUCGUCAUCCCCUUCACCUCGUCCACACCCAAUGUCACCACCAUCCACAUACCGAUCAGCGGUACCCGCCGCCUCUCGGACACGGACUCGGACACCUCCGAGUCCUGCUCCGAGAAUGUCGCCGAGGACCGGCCGCUGAGCGAUGACGCGCCGGCUGUCAGCGGCGUCUACACCGCGGGGGCCUCCGAUGACGCGCUAGAUCGGGAGGACGAGUAUCCAUUUCCCCGUGCUGGCGGUGAGUCCUCCUCGGACGAGCAGGCGGAGAGGGACGCGGACGGGGAGGACAGCGCUGCUUCCUGGACCCUGUCCCCGGCGCACAGUGUCCCCGAGGUCAACGUCGUGCAUGUCUCGAGUGCCCCCGAGAUGGGUGGUGGACGGUCCCGCAACAAGUCCAUCCUGGAAAGUGACUACGAAGAGACGGCCUACUCGGUCUACCGACAAGAAAAAGAGGUUCUGCAGACACAGAGUACUGCCAUGCCUCACGAACAGGAGCAUACAACAGUCGUCGAUAAUCACUUGCUUCAAGACGCGAUAGAGAAGAAAAAGAAGAAGAAGAGACGGAGAGGUAUCAGUGUACCACACAUGCCUUAUCGACACCACGCCAAGGGAGAGAGGCGGGGCAGCGCGCAUCUGCUGCAUGAGCCGUUAGGUAUUCACAAGGGGCGAGCUGGAUCGGAAGGCAGUAUCGUGGAUUUAGUCGAACAGAUGGGGAAGUUAUUCAUCCGUAUCCAGCACAGAGCCAACGAAGAGCAGCUGCUGCUGUUCAUAAACAAGGUAACAGAUCUGGAUCUGCCUGAGCGUUUGAAGUACAAGAAAUUCUUGAACCCGAUGCUGUACAUCAAGGGUGGUUUUCUGCCCUCUAUGAGCCAAAGAUUUAUGACCAAAUUUGCUGCCUUGGCAGAGAACGCAACUUGGGGUAACGAGUUUGCCAUCAUGGGCGUGUCGAAGUCGGCCGCCUGGCAGCUGACGCUACGGCUGUACCUGUGCUUCCGAGAGAGCAGCAUCAGCAGACCUCAGUUCAUCGGGGUCUCGGACGUCGUACUCGGCCAGAUGAACCUGGAAAACUCGCAAGAGUUCAUCCUCAACUUCUUCACGAGCGAGCGGUACUACUCCGAUCUUGGCGAUCUUCAUCUAUCCAUCUGCUACCAGCCUGGUCAACAAAGAAUGGUCUUCCUCGUCUUAGAAGCACGAGAUCUUCCGCGCAGUGCUCUAUUUGGAAGCAUACAUUCGGUUGUUAAAAUCGAGAUGAUAUGCGAGAGGAAGCGAGUGGAGAAGCAGAAAUCCAAGGUGGUCCGAGAGACGCACAGCCCGGUGUGGAAUGACCAGAUCGUGUUUACCAUUCCGCCGACUAACAUCAAGCUGCAGGAUAUACAGUUCGAGUUGACUGUCACGCACGUUGAUAUGGUCAAAGGAGCUCACGUUAUCGGCAGGUGUGAGCUGGGAUGGACGUCAACCUGCGAAGAACUGCAACAUUGGAAUGACGUCAUGCAGAAUCCCAACCGACCAAUACCAAUGUGGCUCAGCCUACAGUGUCCGGAUUGAACUCAUUGCCGCCCCUACUCCCUCAUCCCAAAUCCAUUCCUGUGCGGUCCCCGGUGACCAGAUAUGAAAAAAACCACUAUAACUAAUGAACACUAUCACGUCUUAGACGGUAAAGUAAAGUAGUAAAGUCUGACACGAGCUAAUAUGGCCCAUCGGGCUGGCGUUUACCUCUGGUUUCAUGAAACGACUGAGAAUGUAUACCAGCGAUUUUUUUUUUCUUGUUUCAUACCAUGUACAUCGUACCAAAUUUCUGCAAUACGUUAAGAUUACACCGAAUUGUAAUGUAAGUAACUUGCACAUUGUAUAUACCUUCCAUAUUAAUGUAGAUACUUGUAUCAUAAUACCGGUUUCGACAACCGUCAAGAGUUUGGAACUUGCUGUUUAUAUUUCUUUGUUCCAA